AUGACAACCUUGCACUAUCUACCUCCCGUGAAGCCCUCGGCCAUUGCGCUGGGAACCUUCUUCACCCACACAGCCUCGCUGGGAAUCCUUGCACCGCUCUUUGGUGACACUUACCACCGGGCCCAGGCCGCCAACUCGAAGGAAGAGUUCAUUAAGUCGAAGGAAGCCGCCGGUGCUGCUGCCGCAUGGGGUAGCUCCCUAGCUGGAAGUGCUGUGCAGACUUAUGGUGUGGCUGCGCUGAUCAACGCCACCGGUACUCUCAGUUACAAGGGGGCUGCCUACCUCGGUACUUUGAUCUUCUUCGCUAGCUCUGCUCCCGGUGUUGUGAGCCAGAUCUUCGCAGAGAAGAGACCCCUGGACACGGUGGCAGUUGGUGCUGUUAGCCGGGUCUUCGAGACGGUCGGCUUGAGUUUGUUCUUGACCUGGUGGGGAACCCGUACCCAUCCCUUCGAUUAG
This is a messenger RNA of Penicillium pulvis, 456 nucleotides long. Its product is annotated as DUF1761 domain-containing protein. The record is from RefSeq and is a predicted model, not a curated record. The transcript has 3 exons. The coding region runs from base 1 to 456 and encodes 151 amino acids. Lineage: Eukaryota; Fungi; Ascomycota; Eurotiomycetes; Eurotiales; Aspergillaceae.